AUUGGUAAAUCUGAUUGGCACAUUCACCAAAAUUAAAAUUCUGUUUUAAAGGAGGGAAUAAAAAAUAAACCAUACACACUCGAAAUUCUCCAUAACAAUAUAUUAACCAAUCACCAUCAUUACAAAAGAAACAACCCAAAUUUAGUCGUUAAUUAAUAACAAUAAUCAAGUGCUUUUAACAGUCUUUGAGACAUGUUAACUCUAUAUAAAUAAAUAAAGUGGGCAAACACUUCUCAUUGUGUCUUAGAAAAAGUAUUGUUAAACAAAAGGUAUUUGUUUAACUAUCUCCAUAUACCCCUGAACAAAAGCAUAAGAUGUCCUUCAUUGCUUCUGCGUUUAAGGCUUUGUGUUUGUCUCUCUUGUUCGUUGUUGCUGCAAGUCGUCUGACCAUGAGACCAAAGGUUUUCAAUGUCCGACGCCAUGGUUCAAAGCCAGACGGAAAAACUGAUAAUGCCAAUGCAUUCACAAGCGUAUGGAAACGUGCAUGCACAAGGAUAAGUGGAAGUAGUAAAAUCUACGUACCGAAAGGAACAUUCUACCUUGGUGGGGUAGAAUUUGUGGGUCCAUGCAAAAAUCCUAUUGAAUUUGUCAUCGAUGGAACUUUAUUGGCUCCUGCAAACCCUAGGGACAUUAAGCUGGACACAUGGAUCAACUUCCGCUACAUCAACAAUCUCUCUAUUUCCGGUUCCGGUACACUUGACGGCCAAGGGAAACACUCUUGGCCACUCAAUGACUGCCACAAAAACACCAAUUGUCCUAAACUAGCUAUGACUAUGGGAUUUGCAUUUGUGAACAACUCAAGAAUCAAAGACAUAACAUCACUCAACAGCAAAAUGGGACACUUUAACUUCUUCUCCGUCCAUCACUUCAACAUUACCGGCAUCACUAUAACAGCUCCCGGUGAUAGCCCCAAUACCGACGGUAUCAAAAUGGGUUCAUGUAGCAACAUUCACAUCUCGAACACACACAUUGGUACCGGAGACGAUUGUAUUGCCAUUCUCUCUGGGACAACUAACCUCGAUAUCUCCAACGUCGAGUGUGGUCCCGGACAUGGGAUCAGUGUCGGAAGCUUAGGAAAGAACAAAGACGAGAAAGAUGUGAAGGACUUAACGGUAAGAGACACAGUUUUCAACGGCACAAGCGAUGGUAUUCGGAUAAAAACUUGGGAAUCUUCGGCUUCGAAGAUCCUAGUUUCUAACUUCGUAUAUGAGAAUAUUCAGAUGAUUGACGUUGGAAAACCGAUCAACAUCGACCAGAAGUAUUGUCCUCACCCACCUUGUGAACAUGAACAAAAGGGUGAGUCUCACGUUCAGAUCCAAGACAUUAAGUUAAAGAAUAUAUAUGGAACGUCGAAAAACAAAGUGGCAGUGAAUCUGCAAUGUAGCAAGAGCUUUCCAUGUAAGAAUGUUGAACUGAUUGACAUUAACCUAAAGCAUAAUGGACUCGAGGAUGGUCCUUCCACUGCGGUUUGCGAGAAUAUUAACGGUUCUAUACGUGGUAAGAUGGUUCCUCAGCAUUGUCUAGACUGACAUGACGGUCCAGAACAAUGACAAUUUGUGUUGUACAUGAUGUUUUUAUUUAUACAUUACUGAUGGUGUAUAUACUUAUGUUUUAUAUGUUCGUGUUUAUAUCAUGAUCACACAUACAAAUUCCAAAUGAAUAGUUCUUUCUACGACAAAACAAAUCUACGACAGAAUGGUUAAAUUUGUAACUUCCAAUAGUUUUAUCAUCAUAAUAUGUAACAUAUUACACUUUACUAGAAUCAAAAAUAAUAAGAACAAUCUCAGUAAUAUCUUUAAGGUUUGUGUCAAUGUUUUUAAACCCGACCCGGACUGUGAACCGGACUACCUUCUGAGUCGUCGCAGAGUUCGACCACGGGUCAA
Arabidopsis lyrata subsp. lyrata is the source of this 1883-nucleotide messenger RNA. Its product is annotated as exopolygalacturonase. The record is from RefSeq and is a predicted model, not a curated record. Bases 315 to 1529 code for a protein of 404 amino acids. Gene Ontology annotation, molecular function: polygalacturonase activity. The transcript is spliced from 4 exons. Gene Ontology annotation, biological process: carbohydrate metabolic process. NCBI's taxonomy places the organism in Eukaryota, Viridiplantae, Streptophyta, Magnoliopsida, Brassicales, Brassicaceae.